UGCAUUAGAACACCAACAUGGCGACGAUGGCAAUUUUCAGAGCAGAAACAACGGCGUCUGUAGCCUCAAGCUUUGAACAGCUUCACCCAAAAGUGAAACAAAAGCAGAAAGAUAAGGCCAAAGAAACUUCUGAUCCGCUUAAAGUCUUGGAUCCUGCGAGGAAAAAGCUCACAUCGGUGGAAGCACAACGAGUAAUAGCUGUGGUCGAUGAUUCUAUCAAAAGAUUGGAAUUAGUUUCGCUCCUUCCUUACAUCAUUGAAAACUUGAACCGGUUCUCUGUUAUCCUUGGAUCUGACCUAGUUCAAGUCCUAGAAGAGCAUGAUCGACUACAAUCCUCCUAUCAGAGAGCGAUUUCCAAGUUUACUCUUGAUCAAAGACGUAGCCAGUCUGCCUCUCCUACUCCAUCGCACGUUUCAUCGCGGAGAUCAAGCGAGGCCUCGCAAGCUACUCUGGAAAAUGAAGACGUCCUUGCUCUUCGGGAAAGUAGGCAAAGUUCUGCUGGGAGCAAGCAAUCGAUGUCCUUAAAACAAGGUCGUUUAAGCCCUUUAGAACAAGCAGGCAAUCAAGACGAAACUUUGGAUCUGAAGAUGGUCCAAGCUCUAAGCGCACAGAUGAAACAUUCUGUCAGGACAAUCAUGAGAUUGUUUGCUUCUAAUCCAGCUGCUGUGAAUUCACUGAAAGACUUGAGAAACGAAAGGUCGAUGGAAGUUAAUGGGAUGAUCGAUGAAAUAACCACAUUGAGAGCGAUUUUGUUCGAGAAACUCUUGACAACACCAAGCGAGGAAAAGGAGAGAAAACAGUAUUUAAAGCAGAUUGUUGCUAGGGAAAUGAAAUCCAGCGAAAGUGGGCGCAAACUUCAAGAGGAGCUGAAAAGAGCCAUAGAUGACAAAGAAAAUGAGGUAAAAUGUUGGCGUUCAUUUACUUCCCUCAAAUGUUGGCAUCCUCAUAAAACAGGACCAGGGUUGGGUGGGUAGAGGUUUCCUGAGGGGGCCUUCAAAUCCACACCCUGUGUUAGACCCUGUUAUAGGACAAGAGGCCUUAUUUCACUAGACUGCUUGCAGUCUGCCUUUUCUCUAAAAAUCCAUCCUGUCCUUAUCCCACCCAGCAUGAUAAUUUGCAAAAAAAUGACAUUACAAUAAGGGAUUAGGAAGUGAUGAGAAAGGACGGACUGCGGACUCUUUUGUAGUAAAUACACCCCCCGUCAUUCCAGAAAUGGAGUAGCUGAUUGGUCAAUUUUGCAGCUAUCGAUGGUCUGUGGUAGGAGAUAGCAGGUGAUAAAAAUAGUCAUGCAUCACAACUAACUUAUUACGAAAAAUAAUGAACCAAGCUGUUAUCACGUAUAAGCUAAAAGGUAUGAGGAUGUCUUCCUUAAUAAAAAAAAAGAAGGUAACUGCUGUAAAUUUUCUAAAUGGAAGGAAAGUCAUAGCCUGCGAAAACAGCCGUUUCUCCUCGCUCCUCAGGACUUUUCGCAUGGAGGAACGUCUACGAUUCAGCGACAGAAAUUCCAAACUGAUGAUGUAAAUCAUGUUUAUUUUAUAUCCGGUAGUCAUGGGGUUCCACAUCCAAAUUUGUUCAAUUUUGCAUUUCUCCUGGUUGAUUUUACUAAAGUGUUGUGUUCAUCUGCAAACAAGCCCCAGAAAAACUCAACUGCCUCUUCUAGAGAAGAAUAUAUUCCACCAGUUUUGACUGUUUUGUUACAGAUUUAUUGCGUUUACAGUUUACCUUCGUGGCUUUUUGUCUUUUGUCUGUCAUUCACAAACAGUAGCUAAAACAAUGUAACUACUCCGUUGAGUCAUCAGCGCUUCUGACUGGAUUCCAGACAGAUUUUACACCUUCAGUAUUGAAAUUCUGUCACUGAGUCGCAGAUGUUAUUCUGCGUGAUUUGUCCUCAGCGUCAAAGAGCAAGGAGAAACAGCUGUUUUCGUAGGCUAGGAAAGUCAUGGCUAUCUUAUAGGAUUAAAAAAAAGUGUAAUUUUUCACUUUUUAUGAUUAAAUCGGCUCAGAUAACUCAGGUUUAAUUGGUUGAUAAAAUUACCUUCACUGACUGUUUUGUUGUCCCCAGACAGAGCAAAAGAGUCCACAAUCUCUCAUUUUUUCUUCUCAGGCUUAUUCCCUCCUUCACUGCGGCUCACAGCUUCACUGCUCGCCGCUCCCCUGCAUGGGUUAGGUGUGGAGAGUAGCCUUGCAACGAAAAAUAAGAGACUGCUCACAGUCAACUCACAGUCAAUUAUUUCAUGACCCUGAUUUAUUUUGUUUUCCAUACAAAAGUAUCCAAUUCGCCUUUUGGAAUGCUCACUUAAUUUCUAAAGUGUUUAAUUUGUAGAUUUCCAAAAGAAAUGACAUCAUUCGCAGACUAAAGAAUGACAUAUAUGUUGUUGAGAAGAAUGCAGAGGAACAAAGUCGCAGAAUCAUCACAGAUGCUGCCAAACAGGACGCAGCAGAAAUGAAAAACUCAGAUAGCAAGAAAUCUAAACUUCAACAGGAAAUUAUUGAACUGAAAAAGAAACUUGAGGGUGACACAGUAGGUCACAGGGAAAGUGAACUGGCCUUGAGAAAAGUAGGUGUUUAAUUACAUUUGUAGUUAACCCCAAUAUCAACAUUCAUAUUCUCCUCAUGGUUCUUCAUACAUUUCUUAUGAUACUGCUUGAGAGAAUUUGCUCAAAUAUCAGGAAAUCUGUAUGUUUCAUUAGGCAAUGUUAUUAUUUAGAGAAACUGGAUGCUAGUCGCAGUAUAUUGAGGCUUAAAGGGUAAAAUAAGUGUUUAAACAUUUAACUUUAAAAUGCAAUGUACUCUAUCAACCUCCAAUUAAUGACUCAUUUUCAAGCGCAUUUGAAAGGAGAAUGCUUAGUAGAGGAAAACUGGUAGGUUAAGUAUUCUUGUUAGGGAGCUUUUAAGCGUAAAAGCAACCAAGACAACGACGACAGCAAAAUGUUCAAAAAUAAAUUGGUUCUAUGAGCAAAACAACAGCUCUGCAAGAGCAUCACGCUUUUUAGUACAUUUCCCUGACGUCCACUUCACGAGACAGUACGACGUCAAACCUCCUAAUACGAAGUUUUUAGGAGGACGUGAACGUAGGAAGAGGAAUUUUCCUUUCUCUUUUUGAAACCGGAUAAAGUCUUUAAGAAUUCAACACCAGGAGAAAAUCGCCUGGACAAAAUGAAAUGGUGAACAUAUAGACGCGAUAAAGUUUGAAAAAAAACGCAGAUUCAUUUUUUAGGGAUUUUUCUCUUCAGUCGUAGUCGUCGUUACUUAAGCUCCCUCCCCGGGGGGGGGACUUUAGGAAUUUCUGGGUGGGGAUGUGCCGCUGGGACCCUGGAACCCUUAACCUAUACUAGAGCUAGUUCAGCUGAAUUUUGCUACCCUAUACUGGAGUAAACUCCCCAAAUCCCCCCUAUCCUAGAGUAGCUGUUUCCCUAGUCUAGUUUCCUGAAAAAUCAUACCCUAUUCUAGACCCAAACGCUCUGAUUUAUAGACCCUAUCCUAGAGUAAACUGCUUGAAAACCAUACCCUUCACAGCGGCACAUACCUAUAUAGCCCAUAUAUGGUAGUGCCCCCCCGGCUCAUAUUUGGCGGACUAGGAAAAGGAUUAGAAGACUUCAUGACAUGCAAUCGUUAUUCGAAGUGCCCUACUACAAACGUUUGCAGGGCUUUGAAAAGUCCUUGAAGAAACUCUGGUUCUGAAGUCCUUGAAACUCAUAACAAAUUACAAAUCGCUUUCAAAAGUCCUGGAAUUUUUCUCAACAGUCUAAUAAACCUCCUUGAAAAUAAGACAUCAGAACAGCCUUUUAUAGGAAAAACGGAUUACACUCAUAGAUGUGCAAUGGUUUCCCAGUGUGGGUGAAUUAAUGCAAAUACGUUGUAGGAUCGCAAUCUGAACAUUUUCCCAGAUUUUCUAUCGGAAGUGUUUUUUUUUUCUUUCUUUUAUUUUGCAUUCUAAAUAAAAAUGACUAGCUUGGUGCCUUUUUUGCUACAAUGAAUCUCAUCAUCGUUCGUCCACUUUUUUAUUGUAGCGCAAGUACAGGAUAGAAACAGAAGUUGAGAACUGGAUUCAGAAAUAUGACACAGAUAUGGGAGAAAGACAGGUACCUUACUCUCACAAAACAUAACCGCCCGUGCGGAUCCACGCCCCAUGAACCGCUUGUGACGGAUCAGUUAAGUCGGUCUUUCAAACCAUUCUCAAAUCAGCGCGAUUCAGUCAAGGAGGACCGAGAAAAAGGCAAAAAAUACAUGUUUCGAUCCGAAAAUCCCCAUGAAAGUCUUGUUUCACUAUCCACUUACCCUUUCCUUCCGUCUAAUCCUGGGAUCCAACCUAAGAGCUUUUCCAAAAACGUUUCCCACUGGAAUGAACAUGUAGCCUGCUAAAUACCCAGCAAAAGGGAAAAAAACAAGGCAACAAAAGCGUAAGAAAAGGGGAGGAUAGCCUGCGUAGCAUGACGGUUUUGGUCGGGCCGUCGGGCGUACAUACGAGCCAAGGAGGGCGAGGGCUUGCAAAACAACAACUUUGCACGUGCAUCACGCUUUUUUGUACAUUUAUUUGCCGUUCCUGUACGACUACCACGUGAAAUGACCAAAUUUUAAGUUUUUUGAGGACGAGGACGGGAAACAGAUAAAUUUACCAUUUCUGUCUGAACUUGGGCGCGGUCCCCUCUCUUCAUCUCCAACCUAAAUUCCCUUUUUUAAGUAACUGGGCGACUUGGGAUGAUCGCGAAAAAAAGUGACAGGAUGCGAAGCCUAUUUUUCAGGGACGUUUUCACGGACGUCGCCGUUGUCGGAUCGUAAGGUCUUUUCCGGUGAACUUAUGCAACAGGACGACGGAUGAAAGAAGACGACAAACCUUGUGUGACAAGCGUGACAAAACUUUUGUUGGAAACAACUUUUCGCCAAACUUCAUUUUCCUUUAAACAGAUCUAUUUGUAAAGAACCAGAGUAUAUUGUCCUCUUCUUCAAGCCUUCCUGUUGCGUAAAGUCACUUUUAAGUCCCAAUGGUUCCUGUAAACGAACCAAUAACUGGGAGCUGCACUGUUUUCGUUGUUUGCAGGAUGAAUUCGACGCCCUAGACGCCAUUUACACUGAAGAAAAGAGACAACUUAGUGAACUAGAAGAGCGAUUCAAGACGCUGGAAAAGGAAUAUUUAGAGAUCAUGGAGGCAAGAAGGAUAGCUAAAGAGAAAGCAGAGGCAGCCGAGAGAGAACUGAAUCUUAAAAUACGUGCGGCGAGGUUGAUUCAGUCGCUUUGGCGAGCGCAUAAGGCCAGAAAAGCGCUCAAGAGUAAAAAGAAAAAGGGAAAAGGAAAGAAGGGAAAGAAAAGUGGUGGAAAGAAGAAAAAGAGGUAGUUUGGAUUUUGUUGCAACGAUGUGCCUUAAUGGGAACCAGUGCGCAACAAUCCAAGCGAUAAUCAAUCAAACGUGGCAACAAAAAUGCCCCUGCCUUCAGCUCAUGAAAUGAGUAUAUCCCGUAAACUUUUUCAUUCCGACAAGCGCUCUAGCGGUCAUUUCGCCCACGCGUCGGUUCGCAAACGUCCCGUACGGUACUGUCUAAAGUCGUUUCGAUUACGAAACAAUCCAGGCGCUCUACAUAUAUAUAUACCUCCUUCUUUCAGCCCUGACACUAAAAUGUCUGAUACACAUGUGUAUACUUUGUUCUUUAAUCCUUUGAUCAGGCGAAAGAAGCUAGCGAACUGACCAAACUCGUUGGCGAACAGGGCGUUGGCGAAACGACUCGUACGAGAAUUGAUCUUUAAUCGAAAUUUUUCUUUCGGAUGGUGUUGUACUAGGUUACGUCUCGUGUUUUUAUCUCGCAAUGGCGCAACAAAACCGUAAGACAAGUUACAAGAACAACUAGCCUGUCCAUAGACUUCUUUUGUUCGACCAUUCGACAGCGCGCGAGAGCGAGCAAGGAAGGAAGCCCCCCCCCCCCCCCCUUGUGCUUACGAUGAAUAAACCCCUCGCAGUUUUAUUUUCAUACGCGCGCUCGACGAUCUCUGAAGAGAAAAUAGAUAGUCUGUGAACUGCUUAUUACAUAUAACGGUGCGAAUUAGGUUACUGUGUCCGCAACUUGUUUCCCAGGGGAAAAUUAGUACUAGAUACAUGACAGUUGUACAGAAAUAUAUUAAUGUACUACAGUUAGUUAUAGCAGUGUUGCAAUUCUAUCUUAUACCUUACCUCUCUAUAAAUAGAAAGCACAGUGGCUUAAUGUGGAUUUCUAGGAAAGAGCUUAAUCUGGUAGUGUUAAAAUAGAAUGGCAGAUGUCUCUAGCUUGCCACGCAGACUAUACCGAGGGGCGUAGCUAUCUUUAGGGUGGAUUUCCACGUCACGUAAUUUUUACGUGUGUACACGCACGUAAAUUUUACUCGCGCAAAUAAAACGGAGACAAGGUGUGAAGUGUUGUGCGUAAACGUGAAGUUGAUUGAGGUUCAACUUUUACUUUUACGCGCGAUCUUUCAAAUUUUGCCUCUCUUAGUUGCGAACGUAAGUUUUACCGACGCACGUACGUACGUACGUCGUAUGGCGUAUGGUGGAUUUGGCAGCCUGUGGAAAAUUUCCAGCUAUGUCCCUGAAUCCGGUCGUCUUAAAGUUUUUCACUUAGUGUAAACAGUAUGUGGGUGUGCUAUUGCACCAUUUCUCUGAUCGUGAACUAAACACAGUGACGUCAUCAGAGUGCAAAGUCAAAAAAGCGAGGUUGUACGAAUUCUUAUCUACACUAGGUUGAAGAACAAUAGAAAAUAAAUCUUUGUACAAGUUUCCAGCCCCGAAGCUUGUUUCAUUUCGAAAAUACACCAUUUUGAACUUCCGAGUUUUCAGAGUGCGUGACACGAAAAUAGGAAUGCUGUCUCAUUGAAAGAAGCCAUUCCUCUUGAUUUUCAGCAGUUUAACCAUUUCAGGUAUUAAAAGAUGUGUUUUCUGCACACGUAUGCUAGCACUCGAGUGAAAAGGAAGAGCUUUUAUAGAAAAAGUGAACUCCAGAUGUUUUUGUUGAUUUCCAGCGGCCAAACUGUCCACCGAUAUGGCGUCUCCAUACAAAGCUCUACAAAGGUGCGUGAAAUGUUUCGGCAAAUGACUCAGAAACUGUGGGCCACAAAGACCUGAGAUUUGGAAAAAUUGUUUAUAUCAGUAGUAGUCUUUUAUAACAUUUCAUUUUCUUGGCUGGACAGUUUCCAAUUUAUUUUUUUGUGCCGUGUUUAUCGCGUGACAGGGAAAAUGAAGAAUUGUCGGUUCUCACAUGACGUCACUAAAAUUCAAACUACAAAACUAUCAAUUCUACCGAGAUUUUACUUUCACGAUGUAUAGGAGCAGCUGAAAACUAAUUUUCAGACAAAUUUUCCCUUCAAAAGGUUUCUUGGUUUUGUGAUAGAGUACGCUUGAAUUUCUAAGUUUUUGCGUGACACGGCAUUUACAUGACGGCCAAGAGAGCUGUCAUGUAGACUUAUUUCAGGGAAUUUUGCUAUCUAAACAGUUCAUGUAUCAGAAAAAGUAUUACUUUAAUGUUUAUGAGUACCUCGAA
Messenger RNA from Porites lobata, 7499 nucleotides. Lineage: Eukaryota; Metazoa; Cnidaria; Anthozoa; Scleractinia; Poritidae. The record is from the annotation of a GenBank genome assembly.